UACUGGUUGCCACGUCGAAAACACAGAGCGGUUCGAUCAGAACGAACCGAGUAUAAAUAACCGUAAAUACGUUUAUUAAUUUAAUUCUUAUUAGAAACUUUACUUUUAAAUAUGGUGUCGGUCAUCAACACCGUGGAUACCUCACAUGAGGACAUGAUUCAUGACGCCCAGAUGGAUUAUUAUGGCACCAGGCUGGCGACCUGCUCCUCUGAUCGCUCUGUCAAGAUCUUCGAUGUGAAGAACGGUGGACAGAUUCUUGUGGCUGAUCUGCGGGGACACGAAGGUCCAGUUUGGCAGGUGGCCUGGGCACACCCCACCUACGGUAACAUCCUGGCCUCUUGCUCCUACGACAGAAAAGUCAUCAUCUGGAGAGAAGAAAACGGCACAUGGGAUAAAAUGUACAAAUACACGGGACACAACUCUUCAGUGAACUCUAUUUGUUGGGGACCCUAUGACUUCGGUUUAAUUCUGGCCUGCGGAAGCUCCGAUGGUGCAAUCUCAAUCCUGACCUACACCGGUGAUGGACAGUGGGACAUUAAGAAGAUAAAUAACGCGCACACGAUCGGCUGUAACGCAGUGAGCUGGGCUCCCGCUGUUGUUCCGGGCAGUCUCAUAGAGCAGCCGACGGGUCAGAAACCCAACUACGUCAAGAGAUUCGUUUCUGGGGGCUGUGAUAACCUGGUCAAGCUGUGGAAAGAAGAAGAUGGCCAGUGGAAGGAGGACCAGAAGCUGGAGGCACACAGUGAUUGGGUGAGAGAUGUAGGCUGGGCUCCAUCUAUUGGUCUCCCCACCAGCACCAUUGCCAGCUGCUCUCAGGACGGUCGAGUGUUCAUCUGGACGUGCGACGACCCGUCCGGAAACUCGUGGACUGCUAAACUCCUGCACAAAUUCAACGAUGUGGUGUGGCACGUCAGCUGGUCCAUCACUGGCAACAUCCUGGCCGUGUCUGGAGGAGACAACAAGGUGACUCUGUGGAAGGAGUCUGUGGACGGACAGUGGGCCUGCAUCAGCGACGUGAAUAAAGGCCAGGGCGCGGUGUCCUCCAUCGCCGAGGGUCAGCAGAACGAGCAGUGAUGAAGAACCCUGCUCAGAGACCGAGGAGCUUAACUUAAACCUCAGAGACGUUCUUAGACCAAUAAUCCAUCACUUUCUGAAAUUCCACCAAAUCCACGCAGCUGCAGGAGUCGAAAAAGCAGAAAAAUGAAACAGUUUUUAUAGUUUCCUGCCAAAAGAUUUUACUUUUAAUAAAUAAAGUGUCCAUGACGGAUUGUUUAUGGCUUGAUGAUGAUAUCGAUGAUAUUUGGUUAAAAACUGUUGUUGAUUUUCCUGUAAUAUAAGAAGCAUCGAAGCCUGGUCUUAUAUUUAAUGUCUUCAGUGUAGAUGAAGAUGAUGUCAUUUUGAUUUGUUUAAUUGCCACUAAAAAUAAAUUUUUAUAAGAAUUGAGAA
Molecule: messenger RNA, 1446 nt
Organism: Trichomycterus rosablanca
Lineage: Eukaryota; Metazoa; Chordata; Actinopteri; Siluriformes; Trichomycteridae
Gene: sec13
Product: SEC13 homolog, nuclear pore and COPII coat complex component
Exons: 9
Coding region: 112-1074 (320 amino acids)
Biological process (GO): COPII-coated vesicle budding; protein import into nucleus; positive regulation of TOR signaling
Cellular component (GO): nuclear pore outer ring; COPII vesicle coat
Molecular function (GO): structural molecule activity; protein binding
Source: RefSeq, a predicted model, not a curated record